UUUGUGGGUUUCUCACCUCUGUUCCUGUAUGUGAGAGUUUCCUGGUCUGAGCUGCAGAGCAAAGCUCUCAGAGCCUCUGACAUGUAGUGGUCCACAAAGAGGAAGAGGAGCUUUUUACUGUCUGCCAACCUGCUGCUGGUCUCAUUUGAUCCAGCUGCAGAAUGGAGGGAACAUCUGUCCACAGGCUGCUGGCUCUCAUCUCUCUGCUGAGCUGCUCAACAAACCAAGCUGCUCUGACUGUGAGUCCCAGCAGAUCUCAGUUCUUUAGAGGGGACUCUGUGUCUCUGAGCUGUGAGGAGGACAACAGCUCUGCUGGAUGGGCUGUGAGGAGGAACACAACCAGAGAGACCAGGACUCAGUGUGGAGAUGGAUGGGGGACACCAGCUGGUUCUACCUGUACCAUCAGCAGCCUCUUCAUAGAGGACAGUGGAGAUUACUGGUGUGAGUCCAGAGAGGGAGCAGCCAGCAGCAGCAUCCAGCUCACUGUCACUGGUGGAUCAGUGAUCCUGCAGAGUCCUGUCCUCCCUGUGAUGGAGGGAGAUGACGUCACUCUGAGCUGUCUCACAAAGACCGCUCCCUCCAACCUCCCAGCUGCUUUCUCUAAAGAUGGCUCCUUCAUCAGGAAUGAGCCUGCAGGUCACAUGACCCUCCACCAUGUGACCAGCUCUGAUGAAGGCCUCUACAGGUGUAGCAUCAGCGCUCAUGGAGAGUCUCCAUCCAGCAGGAUCUCUGUCUCAGGUCAGCAGCUUCACUAUAGUUUAACAUGAAGACACGUGGUGCU
Fundulus heteroclitus (mummichog) is the source of this 781-nucleotide messenger RNA. Its product is annotated as Fc receptor-like protein 5. The coding region runs from base 162 to 767 and encodes 201 amino acids. The transcript has 4 exons. The record is from RefSeq and is a predicted model, not a curated record. Gene Ontology annotation, biological process: cell surface receptor signaling pathway. Gene Ontology annotation, molecular function: transmembrane signaling receptor activity. NCBI's taxonomy places the organism in Eukaryota, Metazoa, Chordata, Actinopteri, Cyprinodontiformes, Fundulidae.